This is a messenger RNA of Rhincodon typus (whale shark), 3296 nucleotides long. Its product is annotated as zinc finger protein 239-like. NCBI's taxonomy places the organism in Eukaryota, Metazoa, Chordata, Chondrichthyes, Orectolobiformes, Rhincodontidae. Gene Ontology annotation, molecular function: DNA-binding transcription factor activity, RNA polymerase II-specific; RNA polymerase II cis-regulatory region sequence-specific DNA binding. The record is from RefSeq and is a predicted model, not a curated record. The coding region runs from base 480 to 1070 and encodes 196 amino acids. The transcript is spliced from 2 exons. Gene Ontology annotation, biological process: regulation of transcription by RNA polymerase II.
AAUCCUCUCUUUUAUCUUCCUUUCUGUUUCCCAUUCUUUUUUCCGUUCUGUUGUUAAAUUAUUGACAUGUAGCAAUUGAAGGGAAGCAAGUGAACUCAGGAUGGGUGCAGAGGCUAUCCAGGACAGGAAGUAGAUGCUAGAAGGUAAAGAUUUGCAGACCGAAAUCACAAAACAAACUUCAUGUGCAGAUAGUGACUAAAUUAACCAAGAUUUGAAUAACCAUUGAGGGAUAAAUGCCCAUUUGUUCUGUCUGCAUCAAAGGUUUUAAAUAUUAAUUUGCCUGGAGAAGCACUGAGACAUACCCUACCACCCCCAAGUUACAGUCUUCCAGUGAACUGACUCUGAAAAAAACUUUAACAUGUGACGCAGCCUGAAAAAGCAUUAUACCAUUCACAGCAGGGAGACACCAUACCUGUGCUCUGCGUGGGUAAGGCUUCAGCUGAUCGUUGAACACUCAGAGACACAACAACACCCAUAACAUGGAGAAACCGUGGAAGUGUGAGGACUGUGGGAAGGGAUUCCAUUCACUGUCAACACUGGAAUUUCAUCGACGUGGUCACAGCAGGGAGAGGCCAUUGACCUGCUCUGAAUGUGGAAAGGAAUUCCCUGAUUCAUCUGCCCUGCAAAAACAUCAGCGUGCUGCCACUGGAGAGAGACCAUUUGCCUGCUCUGAGUGUGGGAAGAAAUUCAGGGAAUAUUUCACCCUGUUGAGACACCAGCGAGCUCACACUGGGGAGAACCCAUCCACCUGCUCGGAGUGUGGAAAGGUGUUCACUCAAUUGUCCAGCUUGCGUGCACACCAGCGAGUUCACACUGGGGAGAGGCCAUUUAGCUGCUCUAAUUGUGGAAAGGAAUUCACUCAGUCAUCACAUCUGAGGAAACAUGAGCAAAUUCACACUGGGGAGAGACCAUUUAAAUGCUCCAACUGUGGGAAACGAUUCAGACAUUCAUCUGGCCUCCAGGUACACCAGCGAGUGCAUACUGGGGAGAGGCCAUUUAUCUGUUCUGAGUGUGGGAAAGGAUUCACUCAGUCAUCACAUCUACAGAAACACAAGCAAAUUCACAAGUGAAUACAAGAGUUGGAACAACUCUUAAUUAGCAACAACAUCCGUGCUGUUGGACAGUAGUUAUGAGACCGUCACCUGCAAACACCCCUCCGUGUCACACACCAUGCUUACUUGGAACAAUAUUCCUUCACUGUCACUGGCUCAAAAUCCUGGAACUUCUCCCUUACAGCAUUGUGAGUGUCCCUACACCACAAGGACUGCAUUUCCAGAAGGCAACUCACUCCCACCUUCUCGAGGAGGACAAUUCGGAAUGGGAAAUAAAUUCUGACAUAGACAUUGAUACUAUAUCCCAUGAACAGAUUUAAAAAUGAGGGAAAAUCACAUCCAAGUCUGAGCCAUGUUCAUUUGGACAGUGGGUUUCUUUCUGCUGCACUGGCCGUCUCACCACUUUGCUUCCAGUGAGGCUGAUGCUUUUGAGCCUGGGAGUGCACAUUACUACUUUAACGAUCCCCAAAAGUUGAUGAAGGAUAUUUAUCCUGGACAGGCGAUAAUUUUGUUUUUUCCCAGUAUAAAAUCUGACUUAAACACAUGAGUCUGCAGCACAGGCCAGGCCAGUCGACUCAGUUAAGCUCUGUCAGAGUUUAGGCUCCACAUGUGUCUUCACCCUCCCCUUUUCAUCUUCCCCAUCAGCAGAUCCUUGUAUUCCAUUCUCCUAUGUAAAUGUGUCCAGCUGCUACCCUGCUCCUUCUCAGGGGUGGAGGCUGAGUGCUUGGAAGAUUUGACAAAGUUGUGGUCAAUAUAUAGGUACGUAAAAUCCCUCUCCUUCAGUCCCUGCCUUUCAUUCUAUCUUUGCACAGAAGCCAGUCUUUUUUGAGAUUCUCUCCCACUCUUUUGUUUUUGUUUUUUUUUUGUUUGUCAUUAGUUUCACAGGAUAUUAGAAGGGAGAGAUUUAUAAUCUAAACAUUACACCUUGAUCUGAUGGAGUUCCCAAUUUAUCAUAAACAGAAUGUCAUCAGAUUUUGAACAUAGAUGGAAAAAGUCCCGUUCACAGUGGAGAGAAAGUGUGCACGUGUUGUGUGUGUGGAGAAGGCUUCAGCCAAUCAUUGGACCUCACAAACCAUGUAUGCAGUCACACUGGGGAGAACCUGUGGAAACGUGGGGAUAUUGGAAGAAAUUCAUUUCCCCAUCUGAGCUGGAAACUCAUCAACACAGUCACACCAGUAACUGGCCAUUCACCUGCUGAGUAUGUGGGAAGGGAUUCACUCAGUCAUCUAACCUGCUGCAACACACUGCUCAGUCACACUGAGGAGAGACUGUUUCAAUGACUGAACUGCAGGAACUGCUGCAAAAAUUACAGGGCGCUGUUGUGCCAUCAUGUAUUCAUACUACGGACAGACCUUUUUGAAUAUCCAAACUGUGGAAAAUGCUAUAUAACAUCCAGGGGCCUGGAGUCCCACCCACGGAUGAGAGACCUUUUAAAUGCUCAAACUGUGGAAAAUGCUUCAAAACGUCUGCGGACCUGUUGUCUUAUCAGCUUUCUCACAUUAAUGAGAGACCUCUUAAAUUCCCAGACUGUGUGAAAUGCUAUGAAAUGACCAGGACCUGAUGUUCAGUCUGAGGAGAGACCAUUCAGUGGCUCACUCUGUAGGACUCGGUUCAGGCAAUUAUCUGACCUUGUGGAGCACCAGCAGGUUCACACUGGGAAGGAACUGUUCACUUGUGCCGAGUGUGGGAGAGGAUUCACUCAAUCAUCCAACCUGAGAUACCAUCAAGUUCACACUGCGCAGAGGAUUUUAAAUGCCCAGACUUCAGGAAGUGCUACACACUCUUCUGAGAACUGACUUAUCAUCAAUGUGUUUACACUGAGGAGACAACCUUUAAAUGUGAGAAUCACAAUUCAAGUUCCUGGGACCUGUUUAUUAUCAAUGUAUUCACAUUGGGUAGAGACCUUUCAAAUAUCUAGUUUGUGGGAAGCACUAUCGAAGUUCUGUGGAACUGACGUCCCAUCAACAUGUUCACAUAACAGGAGACCUUUCAGGUGCUUUCACUGUGGGACUGGGUUCAGGCGAUCAUCUCCAUUCUCAGGACACUGAGUUCACACUGGGAAGAAACCAUUCACUUGUGCCGUGUUUUUAAAAAAAAAGUCAGCUCUUUCAUCCACCCUGCUGAGACAGCAGAGAGAUCACACAUCUCAACAGUGAUUAGACUUUGCUUUCAGUUUCUGAAUGUAAUUAACGGCAAAGUUUUAAUUUUCAGGAUAAAAGUCAAAUAAAUCCGCUUUAUGUUAAA